This is a messenger RNA of Acanthisitta chloris (rifleman), 700 nucleotides long. RefSeq names its product leptin receptor overlapping transcript-like 1 (gene LEPROTL1). Gene Ontology annotation, cellular component: endosome. Gene Ontology annotation, biological process: negative regulation of growth hormone receptor signaling pathway; late endosome to vacuole transport via multivesicular body sorting pathway. Lineage: Eukaryota; Metazoa; Chordata; Aves; Passeriformes; Acanthisittidae. Bases 35 to 376 code for a protein of 113 amino acids. The transcript has 3 exons. The record is from RefSeq and is a predicted model, not a curated record.
GAUUAGCCUGUCCUUUGGGGGAGCAGUCGGACUGAUGUUCUUGAUGCUUGGAUGUGCCCUUCCCCAAUACAACCAGUACUGGCCACUGUUUGUUCUGUUUUUUUACAUCCUGUCUCCCAUCCCGUACUGCAUAGCAAGAAGAUUAGUCGAUGACACAGAUGCUACAAGUAAUGCCUGCAAGGAGCUGGCGAUAUUCCUUACAACAGGCAUUGUGGUCUCAGCAUUUGGGCUACCCAUAGUGUUUGCAAGAGCAGAACUGAUUUACUGGGGCGCAUGUGCACUGGUUCUCACGGGGAAUACAGUCAUCUUUGCCACAAUCCUAGGGUUUUUCUUGGUCUUUGGCAGCAACGACGACUUCAGCUGGCAGCAGUGGUGAAAGGAGGAUAAGAGAACUAUCACAGGCAUCUUGUCAUGCAGCGGCCAUCCAUACAAGUGAGAGAAUGGGCAAUAAAGAGAAGUAGCGUAGCAAGCCUCUUGAGUAUUCUAGAUGCUCCUUUUCACAUUGUUCAUUCUGAGUGUACUACUGUUGCUGGCAGAGUUUCUACGUUUUUAUGAAGUGGAGAGAUGGUUGAUUUCGUUUUACCUAUGGUAUGUUUUUAGGUGCUCUCUUGGUUUAAAAUUGUCAUCCUUCUGUCUAGUGUUUUAUGUGAAGCUUUAAAUCUGGAAAAAGAACCUGGUUUCAAAGAAGAUUUAAAGUCGG